This is a messenger RNA of Salmo salar (Atlantic salmon), 5776 nucleotides long. RefSeq names its product estrogen-induced osteoclastogenesis regulator 1b (gene eeig1b). The record is from RefSeq and is a predicted model, not a curated record. Lineage: Eukaryota; Metazoa; Chordata; Actinopteri; Salmoniformes; Salmonidae.
ACUAAAGUCAAGAACAGCCCACUAUGGUUCAAAGUAAAGUAUGAAUGUUAGUGUUGCUGGACUGUGAGGAGAUGUCACGUUGUCCUCUUUGAAUAUGAGGUCCGAAUCAACACUGGGUCAUCAGAGAUGCUGAGGCAAAAAAUCAAGGACUUGCAAGCUCCUGAUUUAAAAACGAAAUUAAUACUUUGUUUCAUUUCCUAUCCGUUUUUGUUGGUCAAUCCCAAAGGUUUAAUUUAGGACUAUUUCUGCUGAAUAAACCUGUCAACAUAUUCCAGUUCACCUGUUUCAACCGUCUCAAUGGCGUUUUUAAUGAAAAAGAAGAGGUUCAAGUUUCAAAUCCAUUUUACAUUGGACGAGCUCACGGCCGUACCGUUUGUCAAUGGGGUACUUUUUUGCAAGAUCCGAUUGUUGGACGGUGGGGACUUUGCCGUCUCAUCAUCCAGGGAGGAGGUCCAACAGAACUGUGUUCGUUGGAAGAAGAAGUUCUCCUUCAUCUGUAAGAUGAGUGCCAGUCCCACCACUGGAGUCCUGGACCCCUGCAUCUGCAGGGUCUCUGUACGCAAGGAGCUCAAAGGAGGAAAGACGUUUUCAAAGCUGGGCUUUGCUGACCUCAACAUGGCGGAGUUUGCUGGCUCAGGCUCCACUGUGCGCUGCUGUAUCCUCGAGGGCUACGACACUAAGAACACUCGUCAGGACAACUCCAUUCUCAAGGUUACUAUUGGAAUUACACUUUUGUCGGGGGAUCCUUGCUUCAAAACGCCCCCCAGCACAGCCAAGUCCAUCUCGAUCCCGGGCCAGGACCCCUCCCUGCAGCUGGACUGUAAAGGCGAGGGCACCGAUGCCAACUCAAACCCUCCCCCAGGGGGCGUCAUCAGGACAUCAUCAGGACGGCCCCUCAAACCCAGACUCCCCUCAGCUCCCCUCAACUCUGCGCCAGGUCUACCCGAGCAGUUGGAACAGAGCCUGCCCAGCCCAGAUGAGGUCUUCCACAUAGGACACUCCCGGAACUCCAGCUAUGCCAGCCAGCAGAGCAAGAUAUCAGGGUACAGUACGGAGCACUCUCGCUCCUCCAGCCUAACAGACCUCACACACCGCCGUAACACCUCCACAAGCAGUAGCACCUCUGGGGGCCUGGCCACCCCCACCCAGACCCCCCACGCACACGCCCUCGCCAACCCCCACCCCCUUGCAGCAGACCCCCAGACAACCGGAGAGCCGGGCACCAAGUGUGAAAGGCCACCGCGGCCACCGCGGCCCAUCCUGCUCUCCAACAGACCCUCCAGGAGGAAGAAGGACACGGUUGAGAGUCAACCCACCUGGGUGGAUGAUACGCGCAUCGACGCCGACGACAUCGUGGACAAGAUUAUCCAGAGCCAGAACUUUGCCGAUGUCAGCAACCAUGAAGAAGACAGCAACCUCAGAUUGUUUGUCAGCAAAGAUGGGACUACAGCCCUAAGUGGGUUACAACUGGGGAACAAGGUGACUGCUGGCGUCUUUGAGCCAGUGGUGAUCGAGAGCCACUAGCGAUGAGUGUGUGUGUUCACACAAAUGCACAUACGCCUGUCUUUUGAGUUACACCACUUCAACAAACACCACUAAACAACAUAUGUAACCCUUUAAUGAGAUAUUUACGGUGAUGGUGGUGGGAGGUGUAAUUUAUGAAUAAUCCAUUCAUGUUGAAAAGUUUUUAUAUUCAUGCUUUCAUCUGGGGGACCAUAGGUGUAAAAUGUGUAAACUACUUGAUAGAGUGAGCAAUGGGUAACCAUUGCACCGUGGGAGUUGUAGUGAAACACUGAAAAUCAGGAAAAAGCUAGCCACACAGGUUGCGUUGGAGGCAAAUGUGACUGCCUCAAAAAGUUGGAAUUUACCCUGUGUGUAUCAUUUUUUAACAAUGUGUACUACACUGGGUUAUGUUUGUGUAUGAUAAUGGUUGGGGAUACAUUUAGUUAUUCAAAUAACAAAUAUAAAUUAAAAUGAGGGGAGAUUGAUAAAGUAAAGAAAGACUUGGUUACAAACUACUAAAUAGAGAAAUUGAACAGGCCGUUUGAAUGGCCGCUUGAAUGGGUGGUUUUCAAUGUGAAAUGUUCUAUAUUUGAUGACCCCUUGCAAUCCCCCGAUUUCAGAAACAGUACCAGACCUGGGGUCAAAGUUACGGUAUAGCCCAAAGAACCCAUGUUAUAGAAUUAUAUAGAUAUAUACAUUAUAGAAUAUAUUAUAAGUUACAGAAUGUUUUACAAUAUAGGCUUAUAUGUAAUAUGAUCAUAGAUCAUGUUGAAAUACGGACCUCAGAAAGAGAAAGGCGUGCACAUAUGGCUGGCCAUAUGCAACUGUACAUACUGCAUGGUCAAUGAUUCAUCGAUUACUCUAGUCUAGGUAAAUGCAGGCAGGAUUGGUAAUCGAUUACUGUAGUCUAGGUAAAUGCAGGCAGGAUUGGUAAUCAAUUACUGUAGUAUAGGUAAAUGCAGGCAAGAUAGGUAAUCGAUUACUAUAGUCUAGAUAAAUGCAGGCAGGAUUGGUAAUCGAAUACUGGAGUCUAAGUAAAUGCAGGCAGGAUUGGUAAUCGAUUACUGGAGUCUAGGUAAAUGCAGGCAGGAUUGGUAAUCGAUUACUGGAGUCUAGGUAAAUGCAGGCAGGAUUGGUAAUCGAUUACUGUAGUCUAAGCCCUUGGUCCUCUCCUCCCCUGGGUCUUGUACAUAGCCUUCUUUACAUCCGUAAUGUGAGACACUAUCCUCAUGCUCACCAGCUGGCUUGGUGACUAUACCAUGAGUGGAAAAGUUGGAAAAUCAGAGGGGGACAUUUCUGUCUGUCUGUCUGUCUGUCUGUCUGUCUGUCUGUCUCAGUAGUUUUGUCCCUUGACUGUCGCUCAUUUGUCCUGUAUGUCAGACCCAAUUAUUUUGUGUCACCAUGCCCAUGACAUUCCUACAUGUUGUCAAGGACUGGAGUUGUCAAUUAAACUAAGUUACUAGGUUUCUAGAAGAAAAAUCAAUUCUUACAGUGAGGCUCAAAAGGAAACUCGACUGCAUAUUAUUUCAAAUAUGCUUUCUCAAUGCAAGCCUGGUCACUGAUUUUGAUUGAGUGGGGGCCCUUAAAUGGUGUGGUUACUGAAGUGGGUUACUAAAGUUGGCUGGCUAAUUUAGUAAUCCUUCUUUGUGAAAUACCUUCUAUGUGGGCUUGACUAGAACUGUCCAACUGUUGCCCUUCCACUAAGCCUCAAUAUCACCAGUCGUUAUCAAGCGUAAUGAACUUACAAUUGAAUAAGGGCUCUAAUGAUACAACUGACAGUGGUAUCUGCUCAUCUUCAUUUAAUUUAACAAGCUAUUCUAUUUGCUGGGGAGAAAUGUAAUUUUAUUUCUGUUGCCCCCGGAUUUUGAUCCCGUUAGAAGAACAUUGCAUUGUGGGUAUGGUGUGUCAGAGCCAAUCAGAGCUAACAAUGGAGGAUUUUGAGUAGAAACUCCCCUCUCAUCCCCAAAUGACAAUGGCCUCUUGUAUGUGUGUUUGUGCCUGCGCAUAUCUUUUUUAGGGAGGGAGUGGAAACGAGGAAAUGUCUGUGUGUGUGUGUUUACUUCCGCCCAUUGUCUGUGUGUGUGUCUGUGCGUGUGCAAGCUGAAGAGCUUGCCACUCACCUGUCUCACGGUUCUUCACCCCUGAGUAACAUUUCAGUUGAUCUGAAAGCCCUCAGCAGGAAAACGGACCUAAUGCGCCUUAGCCUGUCUUAUCGCCCUUAGCCUGUCUUAUCGCCCUUAGUCUGUCUUAUCGCCCUUAGUCUGUCUUAUCGCCCUUAGCCUGUCUUAUCGCCCUUAGUCUGUCUUAUCGCCCUUAGCCUGUCUUAUCGCCCUUAGUCUGUUCAUUUGAAAUGUCUUUCAAAGGAAAAGUGCAAUAUGGGCUUUCAUCUACACACCUGUAGCUUCAACAUAGCUUCCUAACAAGGAUGUUUUUUUUUACAACAGACAUAAGGUGUCCUAAAUGGCACCUUAAUCCCUACAUAGUGGACUACAUUUGAACAGAGUCCUGUAUAGAGAAUACAGUGAUAUUUGGGACAGAGACAUUCACAGCAUACUGAGUGUUGACAUUCAGAGGCACAAAAGAGAAAAAUGUCUCCUGACUGGCCCUUUAAAAAGAAAAUUGGGCUGUGUGUGCUGUUGCAAUGUGCUUUUUUGUGUGUAUUUCACUCUCCACCUUGCAUCAUUAUCAUUGUAGAUGCUGUGAGCAUACUGUAUGUGAGAAAAAAAAGGAAACAAUGAAUGCAUAAACUUUAACUUCACUGACGUGCAUACACAUGCAUGGGGAAAUGUUGACAGGUUUUCUUAGCUUUAUUUUUAUGUGUCAAGCUGAUAUGGACAAUUCAACUCUAUUUCAUCAACUUUGAUUAUACAAGCCCUCUGUAACACACUGAAUCUGUAUUUUAGCGUGAGCUUCUUUUACAACGAAACCAAUUGAUUUCUUUUACUUGGCCUCUUUCAUUACGUUACACUGUCUAUCUCAUAGUAGUGUAGUCCCAAGCAUUUUAUUAACGAUAAUGGUUAUAAUGGCAAACACUUGAUUAAUAUUUUACUUGUUUUAGUUUUUACCAGCUGGCUGGUUUAUUUGUUCUAUGCAGCUGAGAUGUAUUGGUAAACCUGUACCUGUGCUCUACUUUGAAACAUUGAAAAAUCAAGUAUACAAAAAAACUGAUACACUAAAGAGUUGUAAUAAUUUCUUAUUAUCUGAUUCCCCUGCUACUGUUUUUAUUUUUACAAGAGGGCUCAUUGUAUAUUUCUUGAAUUGUUUGGGUUCUGUUUUCCUACAUUCUUGACUAUUUGUAACCUGUGAUUUUUCUAACAAACGAGUUGAACCAAUAUGUUAACAUGAGGUUCUGCUGUCAUGAAUGGAGCGCUAAGGAUUUUCUGCUGCAUAUUUGAAAUCUGAAUUAAUCAACACAUCACUAUGGAGGGUGAGGUUUCUCUGAUGCAACACAUCAGCAGAUAUUUGUCAUCACUUUUCAGCUACUAUAUCACCUACAUUUUGUGGGUUGAAGAACUUGAUAGGUAAGAGGAUAGCAGUCAAUAGACAGAUUGCUCUCUGAAAGACCGAGCACUGUAAAUCACUUUCAUUGUUCAAUCAGAGAUUAAAAAAUCACAGAUUUCUUUGAAUAUCAUCAUUUGCAAACUCACAUGGACCUUUCCUAAGGCUCAUCAGCUCAGUAGGUAGGGGAACCAGAAUUUAAUGGGGACCAGAUAUGCCAUUCCUCUGUCUGAAACCUUGGCCGGUAUGAUAUUCAUGAUAACAGCACUUAGGUCUGGACAACUAACUUGACAUAACAUUUUAUCUAUUUUAAUUAUUUAUCCUCUAUUUCUUUUAUUUUUUUCAUCUUUGUAAAGGGAUUUUAAAACUAUGCACACGAGUCCAAGACUCUCCGAGAGGUCCACCCAAACUCAUGACCUUAAGAAUUAUAAUAUUAAUAAUAAGAGAUUUAUAUGAUUUUAAAAAAUCAACAGUUAAUGAAUAUAUAUCAAUAGAGGACUAUUGAAAUGACUAUUUUUCUGAUUUUCCAGAAUUAUUUAGACAUUUAUUGUACACACACAGGUAUUGCUCCAAAGUUCUCAUCUUUUUUUUCUCCUAAAAUGCAUUUAUUCUAUCACUUUCAUCUCACAUGUGGAGGGACACUGUGACAUGAUGAAUAGGAACUAUAUCUGUACACACAUUGUCAUGUUUCCUAUUCAAGAUGGUAAAUGUCUAUUUGAAUAAUGUAAAUCAUAUUUUGGGGAAAUAAAGCUGUUGUUGGGUAUCUAAAAAAAAA